AAAUUUUCACCAUUUUUUUGGCUUUGGGGUGUGAUGGAAUAAAUCAAAAUGGAUCUCUAAACUGUCUGCGCUUCUUUAAUUAAUGAAGUAGCAGUUAGUCAAGCAAUGCAACUUUCGACGUUGAGCCGGGGGUCUCUUUGGAAACAGCCUCUCUACUUUCGAGUAGGGGAGGAUAAGAACAUUGCCCAUCUAACACAUGUUAGUCAAAUGGAAAAAAAGAUCAAGACUUUGGCGAGAAUCACAACUAUAUUGAAAGAUGUUAUUCAGAACAAGGACCGUAUAAUUGCUCGGCUUCAACAACCAUAUUCAUUAGAUUGCAUUCCAGUGGAAGCAGAAUAUCAGAAACAAUUUUCUGAGCUACUGAUGAGGGCAGCUAGUGACUACAGUGCAUUGACGACAUCUGCAGCUGACUUCCAGUGGAGCCAAAAUUUUAAAGAUCCACCAACGACAUGGGCAGAAAUGCUUCGUCCUAUCCCCGUGGCAUUGGCUUCAUGCACCAGAUUCUUUGAAGCCAUGUCUGCAAUGAGGGAGUCAUUUGCCACACUUCAAGCGUUAAGUGCCCGUCCUCCUUCCUCCAGUGCAACACCAAACAAGGCUCCUUUGCAAAGUGACCAAACAAGGAAGAAUUCAAGUUGUCUGACUCCACCUCGGAGAACAGAAACGAGUUUUGAUGAUUUGGCCAUUAGACGCGAAGGGCAAGCAAAUGAGCUGCAAGAAGUUGCAAGGGGCAGGGAACACGGCGGUGCUGUUGAAAGCCGUAGACUAUCAUGGCCUACUCCGGUUAAAAAAUUUGGAAGGUGAUUCAAUGCCAAGUUUGAAGGAAAAUAAGCAAGAGAGUGUUGG
This is a messenger RNA of Cuscuta campestris, 843 nucleotides long. NCBI's taxonomy places the organism in Eukaryota, Viridiplantae, Streptophyta, Magnoliopsida, Solanales, Convolvulaceae. The record is from the annotation of a GenBank genome assembly.